AUGUCAACAUCUUUCGUAAACACUCUCCUGCGCCGAAGCGAGGAUGCUGCCUCUUCCAACUCGACAAUCGUUCAGUUGCUCACUGCCCUCGUUGUCCUUGCCGGUUUGGGUUUGCUUCUUGGAGGAAUCCUGGUAGUUAUUCGACGUGUUAAGAGCAAGAAUAGCCCGACUUUGCCGACACAUACCAGGAAUUUGACAGUUACCGCUAUCCCCUAUUCGUCUAGCAAGCGCACUUCGUGGUUUGGUAACGAGAAGUCCGACCGACCGGGAACUCCGACAUCACCGGUUCCUGAAAUUAGAAUCACAUUCCCAGAAGAAGAGAGCGCCGACGGAAAGAGGAAAUCUGGCCGUGUCGUCGUUGUUCAGGUUGGUGAAGCGGGCGCUGCUUUCGUCCGCGACAUCGAGCCUGAUAACCUCCCUCCUUACCAGAAGGGUGGUUUCUCAUCCGUGGAUCUCAGCAAAGUUGGUGGUUUGAAGGAGAAGGAAUGGGCUUAA
This is a messenger RNA of Orbilia oligospora ATCC 24927, 495 nucleotides long. RefSeq lists its product as uncharacterized. The record is from RefSeq and is a predicted model, not a curated record. The transcript has a single exon. NCBI's taxonomy places the organism in Eukaryota, Fungi, Ascomycota, Orbiliomycetes, Orbiliales, Orbiliaceae. Bases 1 to 495 code for a protein of 164 amino acids.